Messenger RNA from Paramuricea clavata, 2716 nucleotides. Lineage: Eukaryota; Metazoa; Cnidaria; Anthozoa; Malacalcyonacea; Plexauridae. The record is from the annotation of a GenBank genome assembly.
AAACUAUUCAAAUUAAAAAAGUGUGAGCUGUAAAACUUUUUUUUAUUGUUUUUCACAUUGGCAUUCUAAGUUAUCUCACCUACUUGCAAACAGGAAAUAUUUGAAUGCCGCCGCUUUGCAAUAUUUCAUCACGCCGGUAUAGACUUGUUUUUUAAUGAAAAGGAUCCCUAUUGCGCAUGGGUGUCACGAGUCUGCGUCACACAUUGUUAUUGUUUUUCACGGGUAAUUACGGCGCAUAACCUGAAAACAUUGUUGAAUUGUGAUGUUGUGAGUGCCACAAAGCAAGCUCUCUCGCGUCGUUUCUUAUCUUGUUCGUAGAAUUUGCUUAUUUGAUUAUUCAAAAUGUUGUGUUCGGAAGGUCCAUCGUUACGUCUGGCGGACAGAGUGCUCGCGAUGUCCGAUUUGGAGAAACAGCUCGAUUUCUCGUGUAUUUACGAACGAAAAGCGAAGUACGAAUUGGCGAGUGAGGAGACUAGUCCCGCUAAAGAUUCGCCGGAAUGCAAAUGUCUACGUCCUCAAGAGGUUUCCAGCAAGCAAGACAGGCAUCUUUGCAACGCACACAAGGAUUUCUUUCCAAGUUUAGAAGCGAUUGACGAAGAACAAGAGGGGAAUGUUGCAUCGGUAGCCGAGCUAGGCAUGAAGUACGAUCUAACUCUGCCGGACAGACAUUAUAGUCAAGCGAAGAACAUGGGUUACUUACAACAUCGCAAAGGAAGGCAUUAUCGACGCAAAGUGUUCGCUAAAGAUAACGACUUCCCGCGCAGGGAACGAUCUAUUACGUUUUAGGGACAGUGUGUCAAUUGUAAGAUGAUAGAAACUGUCGCACUAUUUGCCCUUGAUACCAUUUUAUCAGUUGUGCUCUGACAGCAACGUUGUAUAACUCAAGCUUGUAUGUUGGUCUUAGGAUAUUACCACUUUAGGAACACUUUUACAUUUUAUUUGCAACUCGUUUGCCCUAGAUAGCUCUAUAUUGAACCGUCGCGCCAUUGAUCUCGGGAACAUUUACGAAUUACUUUUUGGUAGGAACAACCAGUUAGAGUUUAGGGAGAGUUGAAUAUUAAAAAAGGGAAAAUGUGGCGCGAUUAUUUACCGUUAGUACGCUGAUUAUACUGACAGCGAACGAUGAUAGAAUCUUGUGAAAAGAUUUAUUGAUAUACAAAACAGUAGAGAUGAAAAUUCAUCUAUUGGUGAACCGCAUGUUUAUUUACGAUUAUUGUUAACAUUGAGAUUCGAAGAAAGGAAAUAUCGAAGCAAAAUUAAGGGAUUUUUGUGUAAACACAUUGCUGCGAACUGCAAAGAAUUCGUGGUGUCGUACAGUACAAAUAUCGAGACGUGACGAACUUGGCGGGUUUACGCGGGGAACAGCGAUGGCAGACUUGAAAGAAUACCGCAUCACAGCACGAGAUAAUAGAUUACAAAUAGUUGAAAGCUGCUCACAGGAAAGCAACGUUUGAUCAAAUUUGACCUUACUGCGAGAGGAUUGUUUUUGCAACGACUAUUUUGUGAAGACUGAAUUCUUGGCUAUCUAGAUCCGCGCAUUUUGACUUCGCGCCAACCAACGCAAUUCCCGCCAACACACAUUAUUUUUUUUCAAAACAUCUGCUGCAGUUUAACAUAUUUUCUAGUAUCUUCAUUCUAUUGUGGAUUGAUUGGAGAACAAGGGAAAAAAUAUGUUUGAAAUAAUUGCACUGUAAAGGUCACAAAGAUAGCAAGAUUAUCAGAAUCGAGUAUCAGAAAACAUUGAUCAAUUUCAUGCACAUUGUUUUUCUCGUUCACUCGCGUUGAUUGAACUGGUAUAUUAAAAUGAAUUUGCAACUCAUCGUCUUAUAAGCUCCAUGUCACUUUGAGUCAAAUGAUGGCUUAGUGAUGCGUUUCCAUGUAAACAUCAUUUAAGAAUGCAAAUCCACACAGCUUCGAGUCUUUGUGUGAGUGUGUCCAUUAUUGAUGCCUAUGAACACUUGAAUAUAGUUUCGAAAGAUUCACAGCUAGUGAAUUUCAUUGGAAGAACUCCAAAUUGUCAUGUUUGAGUUGCAAUAUUAAUUUCAGAUCGAUCUAAUUAGGACUUGACUUUCAUCAUAAUUGCGUGAUAUUACUUCCAGAUUUUAAUAAUAGUCAUUUCAAUUGCAUGUGCUCUUCGGACGUGACGUUCAUAACAAGUUGUUUUUAACAAAAACUAUCCCGCUGACUGCCGCCGUGCAAACGUAAAUAAUGAAUAAUUGACGAGAUUUACUUGUGAAUGUUUACGAUAGAAAACUUGUUGACGAGAUUUUAAAAAUCUGAAAUAAAACAGCUUUGGAAAACCGUAAAAUUUGCAAAAGAAUAGUGUUUUCAAAAACCCGUAUAGUUUGCAGGCUUUUUUCGCAAUUCUUGUCCCCAGGGUUUCUCGGCUUACUGGGCGGGUAUUCACCUAACCUGCGAACGGGCAUACUCUGGGUUCUAGAUAGCAAAAAUAUUGCAAGUAUUGUAAAUAGUUAGAUCUUUAUGUCUUGUUUAAAGGCACACGAUCACCUGUAAGCGAUGUUAUUUAAUGGUUCAAAUCCGAAAACCUUGCCCAUGUAACAACGCUCAAAGAGUGACUGUUUGCCUGGAAAUUAAUUGAUUGAUAUUUUAUAGUGUAAAUAGAUUUGCUAGAUUUAUUUAAUGAUCCAAAAAUACCAUGGAUCGUGUGUGUAUGUACAUAGAAAGGGAUUAAAGGUGUUUUUAAACUCUUUAUGGA